AGAGACACGACCCGAACUGGAACAAUGCCCGCUGGGCGAUUGUUAAAGACUCCAUUGCUGAGGACCCACUAAGCCGACAAGACGAAGGGUUCCAGCAAAUCGUGUCAAAUUUUGUAAUCCCAAGACGUGGCCGUCUCAUGCCCCAGGAUGUAAAGAAAGCAAACUAUAGAGGAAGUCUGAUUGUAGAUCUGGGAUCUACUUUUACCUUUCCAUUCUACCGGUCUUACGCUAGCCUGUACGAAUUUAAUGCUAUCUGCAAAGGUUUAGACGAAUAUGGAUUACCUGAUUGGGACCAGUGAGACCUAUCAGAAAUGUG
This is a messenger RNA of Aspergillus welwitschiae, 316 nucleotides long. RefSeq lists its product as uncharacterized. The transcript has a single exon. The record is from RefSeq and is a predicted model, not a curated record. NCBI's taxonomy places the organism in Eukaryota, Fungi, Ascomycota, Eurotiomycetes, Eurotiales, Aspergillaceae. Bases 138 to 299 code for a protein of 53 amino acids.